Molecule: messenger RNA, 559 nt
Organism: Cylicocyclus nassatus
Lineage: Eukaryota; Metazoa; Nematoda; Chromadorea; Rhabditida; Strongylidae
Source: the annotation of a GenBank genome assembly
AGCAAGGAGAUUCGCCCAACAAAGCUAACUUCAUAAUGUUGCUCAGUGCUCGCUGCACCUUCCUAAUGGUUAUCUUAGCUCUGAUAAGUGUGACAGAAAGUAGCUGCAAAGGUUGGAGAGAGUUUCAAGGCUAUGAAUAUAAGCUAAUGGAAGGGCCGCUUGUCUUUUGGGAAGCAGAACAGAGUUGCGUCAGAGAGCACGCCCACUUGGCAUCCAUUCAUAGCGAGAAGGAGAAUAAGUUCGUGUUUAGUCUCACCACCCCAAAAGGAAUGACCCUUAGAGAUAAUGCGUGGAUAGGAUUGUACAGAGUAGAGUCCGAUUGGCAGUGGACAGAUGAUACCAAGGUGGAUUACCUGCACUGGAGCGUCGACGAUCCCAACAACGCUGAAAACAGCGAAUACUGCGUGUUUAUGUUCGAAUAUGAGUUGAAGAAGUAUAAAAACGGAUAUUGGGGUGACUGGGGAUGCCAUAUAAAAACCCAACACCACAUAUGCAAACGUCGUGCUCGACAUGGGAAUCGACAUGGGCAUUGUAAUGAUUGCUGCCGCUGAUGACAUAC